GCCAAGAAGGCCGUUGUCGACAUGAAGAACGUUCAGGUCCCCACUGUUGAAGACACCGUCCACGAGACCAAGGCGGUGCUUGCCAACGGCAACGGCGUGGCAACUGCAAACGGUGCCAGCCCCAAGGGCCCCGUCACUCGCUCGCGCAAGGCCUAAACGUGUUGCUGCAUCGCAGAACCAAAAUCCUUCGCUCUACGCAAAGCUAGACCAUGCGCUUACAUGGUCCUUGAUAGACAACAAGCGGAUGGUGGAUCUGCCCAGCGUGCCAUGACGAGCUCAUCUUACCAAACCAAAAAUUCUACAAAAAUACUCGGGAACGUGCCGGAGAAGUACGACUGCGAUCAUCGAGUCUCGGGUGCGUUUCCGCAUGCAACGCGAUACUUCACGACCCUUUGCAUAUUCAUUAUUCAUCUUCAUCGCUCUUGCAUGGUGUGUACGAUAACAGCCCAUGGCGAGCUUCGUUUCUUCGUCCCCCCUCUGCCCAACCACACUUAUUUCAACAACGGGCCCCCUUUGAAAGAGCUAGCCCGUUUCUUUGGUAAUUGGCAACUGUUCUUUAGUUUUUUCUUCUUUUGCCUGGUGCAUUUUCUUUUCGGGCAGAGAAAACCCAAAUUUUUUGCAUGAUAGAAAACAUGUACAUGUAGAUAUUCGAGGAGAGAGGAGGAUUUAUCAGCUGCCGACUUGCGGAGUAUGGGCCUUGCAAUGGUCUGCACCCGAGUCCUACCACGUUACCGUAAUGCUUAAUUAUAUCUUGCCUUGGCAUAUAGAAUUGUAAUGAGACGAGCUGUU
Xylona heveae TC161 is the source of this 789-nucleotide messenger RNA. RefSeq lists its product as hypothetical. Bases 220 to 624 code for a protein of 134 amino acids. The transcript has a single exon. The record is from RefSeq and is a predicted model, not a curated record. Lineage: Eukaryota; Fungi; Ascomycota; Xylonomycetes; Xylonales; Xylonaceae.